Microsporum canis CBS 113480 is the source of this 1074-nucleotide messenger RNA. Its product is annotated as 26S proteasome regulatory subunit rpn-8. Gene Ontology annotation, cellular component: proteasome regulatory particle; proteasome complex. The transcript is spliced from 3 exons. The record is from RefSeq and is a predicted model, not a curated record. NCBI's taxonomy places the organism in Eukaryota, Fungi, Ascomycota, Eurotiomycetes, Onygenales, Arthrodermataceae. Gene Ontology annotation, biological process: proteasome-mediated ubiquitin-dependent protein catabolic process. The coding region runs from base 1 to 1074 and encodes 357 amino acids. Gene Ontology annotation, molecular function: protein binding; metallopeptidase activity.
AUGCCUACCACCACCACCGAUACCCUCUCCCUCGUUACAACAACCGUUACUGUCGCUCCCUUAGUUCUCCUCUCAGUGGCAGACCACUAUGGACGUUCUGCAAAGGGGACCAGAAAGCGGGUGGUUGGUGUGUUACUAGGACAAAAUGAUGGGAAGACGGUCCGCGUAUCCAACAGUUUUGCAGUGCCCUUCGAGGAAGAUGACAAGGAUCCCACCGUCUGGUUCCUAGACCAUAACUUUGUCGAGUCGAUGAAUGAUAUGUUCAAAAAGAUCAACGCCCGCGAGAAGCUAAUUGGAUGGUAUCACUCCGGCCCCAAGCUGAGAGCGUCGGAUCUAGAGAUCAACGAGCUUUUUAAACGAUACAACCCAAACCCUCUGCUGGUCAUUAUCGACGUACAACCAAAGGAAGUUGGCGUGCCUACUGAUGCAUACUUUGCCGUCGAAGAGAUCAAAGAUGACGGAACAACAACGUCCAAAACUUUCGUUCAUACUCCCUCGAUAAUAGAAGCCGAAGAGGCUGAGGAGAUAGGUGUAGAGCACCUUCUACGAGACAUUAGAGAUGUUGCAGUCGGCACUUUAUCCACCAGAAUAACAUCACAACUCCAAUCCCUACAAGGUCUUCAUCUGAGACUUCGAGACAUUGGUCAGUACCUUCAGAAAGUACUAGACAGAGACCUCCCCGUCAACCACGCCAUCCUCGGUCACCUCCAAGAUGUAUUCAACCUUCUACCAAACCUCGCCACAGCUAAGCCGGGCACACCGGCCGGCGCCAAUGGCGCGGAUCAGCAAAUUGAGAAUACUGAGCUUACACGCGCCAUGAACAUCAAGACAAACGACCAGCUCAUGUCCAUCUACAUUAGUAGUUUGAUCAGAGCCAUAACAGCCUUCCACGAUUUGAUAGAAAAUAAGAUCCAGAACCGUCAGCAGCAGGAAGAGAGAGAAGCUAAGAAGGAUGAUGUCAAGGAUGAGAAGGCUGGUGCUAAUUCCAAUAAUGAAAAUAAGAAACAGGGCUCUGCACCUGGUGCAGAAUCCAAGGAUGAAUCAGGUUCAAACGACAAGGGGAAAAAGAAGUGA